This is a messenger RNA of Carcharodon carcharias (great white shark), 4461 nucleotides long. It is a transcript of the gene slc2a2, whose product is annotated as solute carrier family 2 member 2. The record is from RefSeq and is a predicted model, not a curated record. Gene Ontology annotation, biological process: monosaccharide transmembrane transport. Gene Ontology annotation, cellular component: brush border; membrane. Gene Ontology annotation, molecular function: hexose transmembrane transporter activity. The coding region runs from base 213 to 1742 and encodes 509 amino acids. NCBI's taxonomy places the organism in Eukaryota, Metazoa, Chordata, Chondrichthyes, Lamniformes, Lamnidae. The transcript is spliced from 11 exons.
CCCCAGACAAGACCUCGAGGAAUCGAUCCUUUGCUAUACCACAAUCCAAUUGAAUCAAGCUAAUCAAGAUCUUUGGCUGGAUAGGAAUUUGCUCCCGAUUGGGGCGGCCCCUUUAAGCCGUAAAAGCCCACGUCAGUUAAAUAGGAAGGAUUCAUGUCCAGGCAACAGUGUCAGUGUCGAUCCCGCCUCUGGGGGAUUCCUUAGCAUCGGGGAUGGGGAAGAGCAGAGCGGACAGGGGAUCGGGAAAGGAACUGACAGGACUGCUGCUUCUCUCUGUCUUUGCUGCUGUGCUUGGCUCAGUACAGUUUGGUUAUGGGCUCGGAGUUAUCAAUGCUCCUCAGGAGGUUAUUGAGAAACAUUAUGGUCGUAUCCUCAAUGUUGUGCAGAACGAGACAGUGGCUGGUAAUCUCACACAAGCAACCAAACCGCACAAACAUCGCAGCAUCAUCAUUUACUGGACUCUAUCCGUCUCCAUCUUCUGCAUAGGGGGCAUGUUUUCCUCCGUCCUUGUUGGAUAUCUAGCGGACAAGCUGGGCAGACUGAAGGCUAUGUUAGCUGUGAAUAUCUUUGCAAUAGUUGGUGCCCUUCUAAUGGGACUGGCCAAGUUGGGCCCAUCACACAUCCUCAUCAUUGCAGGGCGGGCUAUCACUGGAAUUUAUUGUGGUCUGUCUACAGGAUUGGUGCCCAUGUACAUUGGGGAGAUCUCACCCACCAGUUUGCGAGGAGCACUGGGCACUAUGCACCAAUUAGCCAUUGUCAUUGGUAUCCUUCUCAGCCAGGUGCUUGGUUUGGACUUCCUGCUAGGCAAUGAUCGACUUUGGCCUUUAAUACUCGGCCUGUCAGGUCUGCCGGCCGUUCUACAGACCAUCCUGCUGCCCUUCUGCCCUGAGAGUCCUCGCUACCUCUAUAUAAAACUUGGCAAAGAAGAAGCAGCGAGGAAGAGUUUGAAAAGAUUACUGGGGACAUCUGACAUUGACAAGCAUAUUGAGGAGAUGAAGAAGGAGAAGGAGGAUAUCCAGAAAGAGAAGAAGGUGUCCGUGAUGCAGUUGUUCUGCUCUUCCAGCUACCAACAGCCCAUCAUCGUUGCCUUGAUGCUGCACAUGUCCCAGCAAUUCUCUGGGAUUAACGCGAUAUUCUACUAUUCCACAGCUAUUUUUAAACAGGCUGGUCUGUUGCACCCAGUCUACGCCACAAUCGGAGUUGGAGUGGUCAACAUUAUCUUCACCGUGGUUUCCGUCUUCCUGGUAGAACAUGCUGGGCGUCGGUCCCUGUACAUAGUGGGUCUGGCUGGGAUGUGUUGCUGUGCGGUUGUCAUGACAAUCGGGCUGGUUUUCCAGCAUACCUUCACGUGGAUGAGCUACCUGAGCAUGGCGGCCAUCUUUAUCUUCGUAGCCUUCUUUGAGAUCGGACCAGGUCCGAUCCCCUGGUUCAUCGUAGCUGAGCUAUUUAGUCAGGGGACUCGGCCGGCUGCUAUAACCAUUGCGGGUUUCUGCAACUGGACCUGUAACUUCAUCGUGGGAAUGUGCUUCCCAUACAUCAUGGAAUUGUGUGGCCCUUAUGUGUUUGUCAUUUUUGCUGGGCUUCUCUUUGGUUUCACCUUGUUCACGCACUUCAAGGUGCCCGAGACAAAAGGCAAGACAUUUGAACAGAUCGUGCAAGGAUUCCGAAGCAAGAAAUCCUCAUCAGGGCCCCUGAAAGCUUCUGCUACUGAACUGGAAUAUUUGGGCACCACAGAGGCCUAACUGGGUGGAUGAGGGGGAAAGAGAGGGGAUGCUAAGCCUUGCUGCUGUGCACAUUGAGAUGAAAGUAUUCAAACUAAGACUGGAACAGGAACCAUGUAAAAUGAGGUACCUACAGCGGGAAGUGCAUUGUUGGAAAAUUGCUUUCUCUCUUCCUUCAUCGUUAGAGGGAACCAGAACGACCUGCAACGCAUGUUGGUAUUGUCCAAAGAAUGGCCAAGUAAGAGCAUUUGUUAAAACAGAUUUCCCGGUGAGUGCUGGGUCCCAGUGUGGACUGGACACCAGUUUGGGCAGGAUCCCGAUAUGGUCUGGAUUACCCCUUUGUCCCACUCGACGCUUUUCUGGAGAUGGAAGAUUGAGAUCAUUUGGCCAACCCUCCAUGAUUGCUCUGGAGUCUUCAGGAAUUUAAGACUAAUUUCCUGCAAACCACUGUGAAUCACCCAGGAGGAACAUCACCAAUUUCUUUUUCUCUGUUUUCUUUGAACACUUUCACUUAAAAGCAUUCGAGAUGGGGAGAAAACAAUAAGUCCUUUUGAGCGAUGGUCGAGAAUAAUCCAGUUAUCGAUUCACUACUGAGAAAGAUUGAUAAAGUGAGAACACAAUAUGAAUGGUGCUUAUCAGCAACAGCCCAGAGAUUACUAUGUGUGGAAUUAAUGGAUAAAUACUUAACUUGUUUGAAUGAAGUUAAUUACCCUUUUGGGCUAAAAACAGAAAUUAACCCCUUUACGUUGAAUGGAUCAGCAACACUGCUAGAUAAAAGAAUCAUUUCAGAUGAACUGAUAAGGGCUUUGGGGAUGGAAUUCAACUUUUGGGGAAGGGGAGUGCAAAAAUGAGCAUUGGUGUCCGUUACACAGUUUGCCUGAUUUUUCAUGGUCACUGAUUUCAUUGCAAAGGGUAAUGGUGCUGCACGGUGUAUAACAGGGACAUGACCUACUGCCAUGCAAAUUGUGAUUUCGCCCCCCCCACCCCACUUCACCCAAAUUGAAUUCCAUGCCCUUCUGUGUUAUUACCAGAUAAUUUCAAAGUCAACGUUAUCUACCCAGCGGUAUUGUUCUAAAAUCUUGUCUAUAAUUAAUAUUAAAACUGUGGUUUUAACGAUGCUAUCAGUAAGUACCCUAUGAAACUGACAGAAACAUCUGCCAUUCACACAUGCACAGUUAAUGGUGAAAACCUUGCAGUCAGUGAUUUUCUGCUCCUUCAGACGGUACACUGCUGAAGUCUCUGCAGAUGCUAAUCUUCAGAAAUCACCGGAUUGAUGAAAACUGCACCUUUUAAUCAGUAAUCUUGUUAACCAGCUACAAAAGAAGUUACACCUUGUUAAUGAGGUUUUACUGAGCUUUUAAUAGGGAACAGAGUCGCAACUACUGAACAAUUUGGAAAACUACUUUUAUAUUUGUGUAAGAUAACAUUUUUCUAAUGUGAGAAAAAAAAAAUCCAUAACUUUUAAUAUAAUGUUUUGGAAAAUGAAGGAUAAUCAGUGCAUUUAACUUCCUGGUUUGCUGUCUGUGAGAAUAUUUCAAUGUUAUUGGUUCCUUACCCCUGCUUGAUGACAUCAUUUUUCUGGACGCAUGGAGAUCCCCUGAACUUGGUGCCAAAUUCAAAUUAAUGUCGGGAAAGGGGAGACCCAUGCCUGAGAUAUUGCUGGAUCUUUCUGAGCGGCUUUCUUCAAGAGCAUUGGUGAGGACCACUGCUUCACUGCUGACUGCAAAAUUUGGGCCAUUUUGAGCCAUGUGAACUGUUUCUAGCCACCUCCCACUUGUGAUCAUUCAGCUGCUGCUCUUGUGGUUUUAAAAGGAGGUAAUGGAGUGCUGCAAACUUCUGGAGAAGGUCAGAGGUGGACAAUCAGUUAUGCGAUGACCUCUGAAUUAAAUAAACUGCCUGUAAUUGUUCAUUUCUUUAAAUAUAGUUUUUGCCUGACUGUUGCAAAUGGCGGAUUGGGGAUUCCACUGAUUCAAUUUUCACUCCGGUGACUUCCUGGGAUUCCAGAUUGCACAGAAGCAAUAUGGAAGAGGCAUUUGCUGAUACUUUCAUCUGGGUGAUGACUGUCAUCUCAAUCACCCAGCCCUGAACUCAUCGCCCCAUCACUGCUCCCACCCAAUUAUUUGCCUCUGAGAGACCAUUUUGGGAAGUCUAGGGUUAAUUUGGACAACGCCCCACUCCUAGUCCCAAAGUUUACACUCGUAGGCAGUGUGGCAUGGAAUUGGAUUGGGGAGGGGAUGGUAAAGUGGGUGUAUAGAGAGUUAGCUCUGGCUUCCUUGGCCCAAGUGAUCAUGAAUUGUGGAAUUAGCUCUGACGUUAAUACAAACAAAUGAUUCAUGGAAACCAAUCUGCAGAGGAACAUAUUACUCACUGCCUACCUCUAAAUGAAUGUCAUCUGAGCAGAGAUUUGUAAUGCGCAAGGUUGGAUUUAAAUCCCAUGAACCUGUUCAGUAUUUUUUUUUAAGAAAGACCAAUGCAUGAUUUUUAAAAAUUAAAUCGCUAAUAUUGUCAUGAAAUCAAUUUUAUUUUUUGUCCCUGUGUGCGGAAUUUUACGCCGAUGGGAUUUUAUGGUCCUGCCAAAGUCAAUGGAGUUUUGAACGGUUCCACCACAGCUCCUGCCUCGAUGGGACAGUAAAAUUCCACCAAGAAGCUUGACACUGUCCAGGGCAAAGCAGCCCACUUGAUUGGCACCCCAUCCACAAACAUUCACUCCCUCCACCACCGACGCACAGUAGCAGCAGUG